UGAUAACAAGUACUUAUUUAGAGGGUUUUCCUUUUGGUCUAAAAAAGGGAUCAAGGUCCUAGACCAAUUCCAAUGUUUGGUAAUCUUUUGGACCUUUUCAUAAUACCUCAACCCUUACAAGAACUCAAUUGGUUUAAAAAAUAUUGCAAAAUCUAUGGUCAUUACCUUGGUAAAACUCCAAUUUUGAGCAUAAGUGAUCCGGAAUUGAUUAAACAAAUUCUGGUGAAGGACUUCCAUCUAUUCACGGAUCGGACCAAAUUUGCUCGGAGUAGAGAUGGGGUUAUGAGUAAAAUAUUGAUUGAAUUGACUGGCGAUGACUGGAAGAGAAUCCGAUCCAUACUUAGCCCGACAUUCACUUCCGGAAAGAUGAAGAAAAUGUAUCCAAGAAUUAGGGAGUGUUUGACAGACUUUGUGAACCAAUUGGAGGGCUUCGCCCCUAAGAAAGAAGAGGUGAAUGUGAAGGACUUGUACGGCGCCUACACUAUGGAUGUGAUCACCAUCUGUGCCUUCUCCAUCAAAACCGAUGUCCAUAAAGUACUCGAUAACCCGUUUGUAGUGAACGCGAGGAAUGCCUUCGAUGUAAAUCCUGUCAAAAAAAUAGCCCAAAUGAUGCUACCAAUGGCUGUACAGAUCAGGUUAGGGGUGGCCAACAGUUGUACGCCGAGCCGACACUUCUUCUUGGGAUCCAUUCGUCAGAUCUUUGAGAAUAGGCGUCAAAAUGAGGACAAGAAAUACAAUGAUUUCCUUCAACUGCUUAUUGAUAUGGAGAAAGGGAACGACAUCUUAAGAGAUGAGAAUGAUAUCAAUGAAUCACAUCAUGUGAAUGAAGGCGAGGAAGAGUUGGCGGCUAAAAGAAAAGCAUUUAAUAUGAAUGUCGUGAACAGACAUUUGUCUGAAAAUGAAAUCAUGGCUCAGGCUAUGGUUUUCCUUUUGGCCGGGUAUGAGACGACGGGAUCGUUGCUCUCAUUCUGUACGUAUGAAUUGGCACUCAAUCCACACGUCCAGCAAAUACUACACAAAGAAGUAAACUCUGCCAUCGAUUCCGACGAAGAGAUUGAUUACGAUUUGUUGUCAGGACUUCCGUAUUUGGAUGCCGUCCUCUCCGAGUCAUUGAGACUCCACUCCCCGGCCCCACGACUGUCACGCCUUUCCGCUACUGACUACAAGUUAGGCGACACAGGGAUCACAUUGCACCAGGGACAGCAAAUUGAUUUCCCCAUUCAUGCCAUACAUACGUCCGAAGAGAACUACCCGAACCCGUUCCAGUUUAACCCUGAUAGGUUUAAGCCUGAUAAUAGACAUAACAUUAUACCUUAUACAUACUUGCCCUUUGGUGCCGGCCCUCGCAAUUGCAUUGGUAUGAGGUUUGCAUUACUCGAAGCAAAGUUAGGUUUGGCUACCAUUAUCAGGAGAUUUACAUUUUCCCCGACGACUCAGACAGACAUUCCUGUGCGCUAUAAAAGGUCUUUCGGUCUGACGGCUCCUCAAAGAGUAAUCGUCGGAAUUGAGGCACGAGUUUAAAAUAAUAGCACUUUUGUUAAUAAUUGUUGAAAUAUUGUUGAAAUAUUUACUCUUAUUUAAGUAAAUGUUUUGUUUGAAUAACUUAUUUUAUU
Messenger RNA from Oppiella nova, 1613 nucleotides. NCBI's taxonomy places the organism in Eukaryota, Metazoa, Arthropoda, Arachnida, Sarcoptiformes, Oppiidae. The record is from the annotation of a GenBank genome assembly.